GCUCAUUGCUGCCAGGACGCGCGGCCUCCUUGGCCUCUCUCCUCCCGCUGCCAUGCACCCUGCAGCCUUCCCGCUUCCUGUGCUUGUGGCCGCAGUGCUGUGGGGAGCGGCUCCCAUCCGGGGGCUCAUUCGAGCGACCUCGGACCAUAAUGCCAGCAUGGACUUUGCAGACCUCCCAGCUCUAUUUGGGGCUACCUUGAGCCAGGAGGGACUCCAGGGGUUCCUUGUGGAGGCUCACCCAGACAAUGCCUGCAGCCCCAUUGCCCCACCACCCCCAGCCCCGGUCAAUGGGUCAGUCUUUAUUGCGCUGCUUCGAAGAUACGACUGCAACUUUGACCUCAAGGUCCUAAAUGCCCAGAAGGCUGGAUAUGGUGCCGCUGUAGUACACAAUGUGAAUUCCAAUGAACUCCUGAACAUGGUGUGGAAUAGUGAGGAAAUCCAGCAGCAGAUCUGGAUCCCAUCUGUAUUUAUUGGGGAGAGAAGCUCCGAGUACCUGCGUGCCCUCUUUGUCUACGAAAAGGGGGCUCGUGUGCUUCUGGUUCCAGACAAUACCUUCCCCUUGGGCUAUUAUCUCAUCCCUUUCACAGGGAUUGUGGGACUGCUGGUUUUGGCCAUGGGAGCAGUAAUGAUAGUUCGUUGUAUCCAGCACCGGAAACGGCUCCAGAGGAAUCGACUUACCAAAGAGCAACUGAAACAGAUUCCUACACACGACUAUCAGAAGGGAGACCAGUAUGAUGUGUGUGCCAUAUGCCUGGACGAAUAUGAGGAUGGGGACAAGCUGCGGAUACUCCCUUGUGCUCAUGCCUACCACAGCCGCUGCGUGGACCCCUGGCUCACUCAGACCCGGAAGACCUGCCCCAUCUGCAAGCAGCCUGUUCAUCGGGGUCCUGGGGAUGAAGAGCAAGAGGAAGAAACUCAGGGGCAAGAGGAGGGUGAUGACGAAGGGGAGCCAAGGGACCACCCUGCCUCAGAAAGGACCCCACUUUUGGGUUCCAGCCCCUCUCUUCCCACUUCCUUUGGUUCCCUAGCCCCAGCUCCCCUUGUUUUUCCUGGGCCUUCAACAGAUCCCCCACCCUCUCCUCCCUCCUCUUCUCCUAUUAUCCUGGUCUAGUAACUGUCCUCCCCACCACACACACUGGUAACCUAUUUGCACAUUUUCUUCCCUCCAGUUUUCUAAGUUGAGGGAUAGGGGACAUUUCCAUCCCAAGCUUCUCCCUUACCCAGACCUAUCCUUUUCAGGAGCCUUGGGGUGGGCUGGGACAAGCAAAGGGACUGGGUCUUCACUUCUUGGGCUAAUAAAAUUGUUUUUGUGGACUAA
Messenger RNA from Callithrix jacchus (white-tufted-ear marmoset), 1318 nucleotides. It is a transcript of the gene RNF167, whose product is annotated as ring finger protein 167. Gene Ontology annotation, biological process: ubiquitin-dependent protein catabolic process. Gene Ontology annotation, molecular function: zinc ion binding; ubiquitin protein ligase activity. NCBI's taxonomy places the organism in Eukaryota, Metazoa, Chordata, Mammalia, Primates, Cebidae. Gene Ontology annotation, cellular component: nucleus. The record is from RefSeq and is a predicted model, not a curated record.